Macrobrachium nipponense is the source of this 5131-nucleotide messenger RNA. RefSeq lists its product as uncharacterized. The transcript is spliced from 2 exons. The record is from RefSeq and is a predicted model, not a curated record. NCBI's taxonomy places the organism in Eukaryota, Metazoa, Arthropoda, Malacostraca, Decapoda, Palaemonidae. Bases 314 to 1921 code for a protein of 535 amino acids.
AGUUUUGAUUAGCUUCAGGAUUUUGGAAAUGCAUGUUGUUUAAUGGUACUACAUGGAACAAUACCAAUAGCAACUCUUAAAGUGUUUGAGACAACAGUGAAUUUUUGUAUGUGUAUUUAACAAAUUUAAAGAAGUAAAAGUUGUUUUGAAUAUUAGAUUCAUACAUCAGCAGUGAAAUCUGGUUGUAUUCCUUCAAGAUAUUGAACUUUAUUUUUAACAGAUUUAUUGAGUAAUUAUUUGUAAACAAUUCUGUGAUAAGAGUUGUGAAUUGAACACAUUGUCAUUACAGAACGGGACAGGACAUAAGGCUAAAAUGGAUCCAGGACAUUCUUUAGAAUUUCCUUUGAAAAGGGAAACUGAAGGUGUAUUAUUACUUCCUUCCAUAAAUCAAGAAAACAGCAACUUGGCUGCCUUUAGUAGAACCAAUGAUGAAGACUUUUUGUCUCUGGAUCCAUUGAUGGACAUCAAAAUAGAGCCAGAGGAAUUCUGUGAGUCUAAUGAAGAUGAUGAAUGUUCAUAUGAAAUUAAUUCAACAGUGAACGAAAAACAUCCACAAGCUUGCAAAAAGGAAGUAAAACAAGAAAGAAGGAAUAGUCACAACGGAGAGAAGCUUUUCAGAUCCACAGUCAGUCCCUGCCAGAACUUCAUGUUGACUGACUCUGAAUUGUGUUGCGUGAUUAUUGCUGUGGCAGCAAGUCGUAAGAAAGGGAAGAAAAAAGGCUCACAGAAGGGUAGAAAAUGGGCGAAACAGUGGUUUAUUGAUAGGGAGAAGUUCACCCACGAAAAAUUACUCAAUGAACUGAGAGUAAUUGAACCAAAUGAUUUCCGCAACUUUGUACGAGUGAACGGAGAAUUAUUUGAUGAACUCCUUGCUUUGGUUGCUCCUGAAAUCGAAAAAAGGAACACUAUCAUGCGCGAUGCAAUUCCUGUAAGCCAACGGUUGUCCAUAACUCUACAAUAUCUUGCUACCGGGAAUAGUUUUGAAGAUCUAAAGUUUUUAACUGCUGUGUCACCUCAGUCAAUAGGUCACAUUGUUAUGGAAACGUGCACUGCUCUUAUCAACUGCCUCAAGGAAUACAUUAAGGUACCAACUACAUCCCAAGAAUGGAAACAAAUUGCACAAGAUUUCUACGAUCAGUGGAAUUACCCCAAUUGCCUGGGUUCAAUCAAUGGCAAGCAUGUCGCAAUCAAGAAACCUGACAAUUCUGGAUCACUUUACUUCAAUUAUAAAAAAUUUUUCAGCAUUGUGAUGAUGGCAGUGUCAAACGCAAACUAUGAGUUCAUGAUGGUUGAUGUAGGAGUCAAUGGGAGAGUAUCGGACGGUGGUGUAAUCAGUUACACGAAAUUCGGGCAGGCGCUUGCUGGUAAUACAUUGGGAAUUCCGGAACCAACACAACUGCCGAAUAGUCAGAAAAUAUUGCCAUUUGUUUUUCUGGGAGAUGAUGCCUUCGGACUAACUGAAAAUGUUAUGAAACCUUACCCCCAAUCAGCAUUAAAUGUGAAGAGAAGAAUUUUCAAUUACCGAUUGAGUCGUGCUCGUCGUGUGAUCGAAAAUACCUUUGGGAUCUUGUUCAGCCGAUUUGGUGUGUUACAGAAGCCAAUAGCACUCUCUCCUGAAAAAGCUCGAAUAGUUGCCUUGGCAUGUUGUUAUUUGCAUAACUUUUUACGCAAGCGCCAUUCACGAGCUUAUGUCACAACGCAACUCGUGGACUGUGAGGAUUUGCAGGCAGGUGUCAUCACGAAAGGAUCAUGGAGGGAUGUUGUAAAUGAGAUAACACCACUUCCGCCAAACACUACCUCCAGAAACGCAACAAAUAAUGCUAAAGCAGUCAGAGAGACCUAUUCUGAUUUCUUCAACAAUGAAGGCCAGGUUUCAUGGCAAUGGAAAAAUGUCGGCGCAGUUGGCUCGGCCAAUAACUGAAUCGAGAAGAGUAUCCUCAAUAAUAAUAAAAAAUGAAUAACAGUAAAAUAAAUAGUUAAAUCAUAAGGUAUCUCGAAAACUAAGCAUUUUUCCGAGAAAUGGUAUUCAUGAAAAACGUCUUAAAAUGGGUUAUUUUACCUAUAGAGAGUGUCAAAUAUAAAAAAUCCCUAACCUAACCUAAUUAAGGGGGCCAGCCGGCUAAUGCCCUUUUUUAAGGACAGGACUUUGAUAUUCAUACCACUUAAUAAGGUGACUUGGGACAUCUCCAAACCGCAUAUGAUUUUCGCCUCUGACCUUCGGUUUUGUGACGCCAGGGCGAUUUAUCCCGAAAAUAACCAUUUUUCAAAUUCUAUCUCCUCCCUUGAUAUUUAAUAUUAAGACCUGGGAUUACUACCAUAUAUAGACCUGAUAUAGACCUCCAAUCGAAUGGAGAGUUUUUUUUCUAAAAGUCAUUUUUUUGCUAGAUAUGAAUUUUUCAAUAUGGUAAAAAAAAUAAACCCUAUAAAUCAGGAGAAAAAAUUUAUAAAAAAAAUACGAAACAAAAAUUGGAAAAAAGGGCUCUAUUUGAUUGUUCUAUAAUGUCUUUCUGAGUUAUAUACCAAAUUCCAAUGUUAUAGCUUUAAAACUAAGUGAGAAGAUAGAUUUUGAAGGUCAAUAAGUAUAGUUUUGAGAUACGGGUGUGAGGACCAGAGAUUAAGACAGGUAGCUGGGUACUGAUAAUUUAUUUACAGACAAACUGGGUUGACAUAGACAAGUGCGGACGGGUAUGUAGUGCAGUCUCGCACCGCAAACAGAAAUGACUCCGAGACGGUAAAUUUGUGUUUUCUUACAGACAUUCAUGUAGAUAUAAUAAAGCGUACAAAUAAUGGAAUUGCAUGUGUUAUACAUCGGCGAAAAGGCCGCGGAACACUCUAUCGGAUGGAAGUAAGGACAACGCGACUUGAUGAUUGGUUACAAUGAAAAUAGGGAAAAAGUGUUGUCCUUACAAAUACUCCCCCCCAAGACAAUGAUUAUGGAGUAAUUAUUGGAUGACAAUCUUGGAGGCAGGGGGCGACCCCGUGUCGUUGUGGCACUUGAUGUGGGGCGUCCUCGAGUAUAGUCCUUCGGUUUUGCUGAUCGACAGGAUGCCUCCCCUGGCGGUAGCCUGGGGGGUUCUACUGUAUGCCGGGCGACCAAGACUGCGAGAGAGAGCUGCAUUGUGUGUGGAGGGGAUGGGCCGUGGGAAUCCCCAGGUGCGGCAGCGGCGUCCCGCGGGCAGAGCGGAACCACAGGUGAGCAGCGGCGUCAGCAGGUCGAGGAAAACCCACAGGUAGCGGCGUCAGCAGGCAGGGGAGGCCCACAGGCGUGGCAGCGGUGUCGGUAGGCCGAGGAGGACUGCAGGCGGCGGCGUCAGAAGGGUGAGCAGGUUCACAGGUGUAGCAUCGACGUCAGGAAGGCCGAGCGAGCCCCAGGAAUAAUGGCAGCGUCAAGGGUUUGAAGAGGCCCACAGACAGUGACGUCAGGGGGCCGAGCAGGCCCACGUGUGCGGCCGCGACGUUGGGUGGGUAAAGCAGGUCCCUUGGUGUAGCAACGGCGUCGGCAGGCAGGGGAGGCCCACAGGCAGCGACGUCGGGUGGGUAAAGCACGUCCCUGGCUUAUAGCAGCAGUGUCGGCAGGCAGGGGAAGCCCACAGGCAGCGACGUCGGGUGGGUAAAGCACGUCCCUGGCUUAUAGCAGCAGUGUCGGCAGGCAGGGGAAGCCCCCAGGCAGCGACGUCGGGUGGGUAAAGCAUAUUCCUGGGUGUAGCAGCGGCGCCGGCAGGCAUCGUCUGGGGACUCGCAGGUGCGGCAAUGGUGCCGGGGGAAAACCGAGGAGGCCCGCAGUUGCGGCGGGUCGAGAAGAUAUCUGGCGUCCCCCGGGUGAGACAAAGGAGGCCGCGAUGUCGGAUGGAUGUUUCUGAACCGCCGCCUGAAUUUUGUGUUGGGUGACCAGCACCCAGCUACCCGUCCUCGAAAUAAACGCCAAAACACGCUGGGAAGCAGUGCGUGAUUAGUCCGUUAAUGGCGUUGGUCGUCCUCGCAGUGGAGUUUUCAGAGACCUAAACUGUGGCGCCGUAUUGAGUCCGUUAAAGGUUCUCUGAAGGUGAGCGGCCGUAUUUAGUCCGUUAAAGGCUGGGCCUAAACCGCUUGUGUCACCAACUCCGGGAGGUCACCAGUUGUGAGGACCAGAGAUUAAGACAGGUAGCUGGGUACUGAUAAUUUAUUUACAGACAAACUGGGUUGACAUAGACAAGUGCGGACGGAUAUGUAGUGCAGUCUCGCACCGCAAACAGAAAUGACUCCGAGACGGUAAAUUUGUGUUUUCUUACAGACAUUCAUUUAGAUAUAAUAAAGCGUACAAAUAAUGGAAUUGCAUGUGUUAUACAUCGGCGAAAAGGCCGCGGAACGCUCUAUCGGAUGGAAGUAAGGACAACGCGACUUGAUGAUUGGUUACAAUGAAAAUAGGGAAAAAGUGUUGUCCUUACACGGGCGUUCAAAGUUUUCCUUCGUAUUUCUAUAAAGACAAUGUUAAUAAAUAAUGAUUAUUAUGAAUGUAUAUUUCUUUUUUGUGUAUUAAUAAACCAAAACUAUUUUAUUUAUCAUAAUUUAAUCAUAAAUGAUGAUCCCUUUGCUCAUAUAUCGCAGCCUGGGGCACUGCUUGAGGCAAGAUGGGGCACUCCUUCCUAUGCAAUUCUCUCUCUCCCCUUCACUAACUCGGCUUAUUACAGCGAAUUUUCUUCUUCUGUAUGUUAGCGAGAUGUUUUCCUUGUAUUUUCCUCUUUGGCAUGAUGAAAUUCUUGCCCGAAACAAAGAUAAACAAACGUAAAAUGGAAGAGAAUGUCAAGAGGUGAAACUCGAAGGCGUACUCUUUUUUUACAAAGACAAUUUAAUAAAUCAUGAUUAUUAUGAAUUUCAUAUUCCAUUUUGGGUUUUAAAAAACCAAAACUUUGUUAUUUAUCAUAAAUGAAGAUCUCUUUGCUCAAAGAUCGCAGCCUUAGUGCACAGUGUGACGUGUGCUGUCAAGCAAGACGGGGGCGUUACUAAGCAACCCUCCCCUCUCUUUUCACUAACUACGCAUAUAUUAUGAUAUUCUGUAAUAAUACUUGAGCGAUUUUUCUUCAUCUGUAUGUUAGCGAGAUGUUUUCCUUGUCUUUUCCUCAUUGGCAUGAUGAAAUUCUUGCCGAAACAUACA